AUGUCCGUCACCCCCAUCACCUCCAAGGCUCAGUUCGACGAGAUCAUCAAGAAGGACAAGCCUGUUUUCAUUGACUUCUGGGCGACGUGGUGCGGCCCGUGCCGCAUGAUCUCGCCCUUCUUUGAGAAGCUCGCCGGUGAGGUCGAGGGCGCUGAGUUCUACAAGGUCGACGUCGACGACCAGCCCGAGAUCGCGCAGGAGGUUGCCAUCCGCGCCAUGCCCACGUUCAUCGCCUUCAAGGACGGCAAGCAGGUUGGCGAGUUUGUCGGCGCGCACAAGAACAAGCUCGAGGAGCUCAUCAAGUCGAACAUCUAA
This is a messenger RNA of Peniophora sp. CBMAI 1063, 315 nucleotides long. Lineage: Eukaryota; Fungi; Basidiomycota; Agaricomycetes; Russulales; Peniophoraceae. The record is from the annotation of a GenBank genome assembly.